This is a messenger RNA of Coccidioides immitis RS, 2910 nucleotides long. RefSeq lists its product as uncharacterized. The coding region runs from base 346 to 1800 and encodes 484 amino acids. The record is from RefSeq and is a predicted model, not a curated record. NCBI's taxonomy places the organism in Eukaryota, Fungi, Ascomycota, Eurotiomycetes, Onygenales, Onygenaceae. The transcript has a single exon.
ACCAACAGCAUUCAAAAUUUCAACGGCGCUUAUGAUCCUUGAUAUCUCUUCUAUUCAGAAUAAAUAUGUUUAGGGAAUGUCCCUUUUCUUUUCCCGCGCUGACACCUUUCUCAUCAGACUCCCCUCGAUCUCUAGAAUCCUCCGCCAGGACGAAGCGUCCGCUUGAAACAAUCCAACAAGGCUCCUCUGCAACGUGACCUCCGCAUUGCUUGACUUCUAGCGGGGUGCAUUUUGCAUUGAUCUGCAUUUGUUUAUUCGAGCGUUACGUUCUUCUACUUUUUGCGAAUUUGCUUUCUAUUUCUUUAUCUAUUCAAAGGCUGCUAUUUAAUAAGCCACUUGAUUGGGAUGUCGACCCCAACACCUUCCACGCCUAAGGGGCCGCGAAAUACGAAGAAACACUCUAAAAGAAUUGCCACCCCUAUUUCUCAUUCGAAUACCCUCACGAACGGCCUGUCAUCUGUGGUAGGAAAGGGAACCCCUCCCUACUUCAGUCCAUCCGCCCAACACAACGAUUCGAACUUUGCAUACGACUCUUCAAAUACUCUAUCGGAAGGUGGAUCACGAAGCAAGAAAGCACGGCCAACGAAAAAACAUUGGGAUCCAUCGAAACCGUCAAAUGGCAGCGGGAAUACCGGUCAUCGACACACAUCCUCGCAACCCUCAGUGAAGUCUCCGUUGGCACUUCGGGGCAGUCCACACUAUGCCGGGCCGACAUUUCAUGCCUCCCCCGCGCCAUCUGCCUUGCCGGUACCCUCCUUUGUAUCGAAAUCCGUUCCUGAGGCUGAUUCGCCCCUCCAAACUCAAAAAGUCCAUGACUCUGACGAUGGAGACUCUUCGCCCACACAAGCCAGAACACUUCCUUUGCUUCAAGAAGAAGACAAAAAUACGUCUUCGCCUCUUGAGUUCCUUUUCAGGGCUGCUCGGGAAGCGAAUAACGUAAACGGCACAAAGGAACGUGGUCGCACGUCCGGAUCCACAACUCCACUGCAAGAAGAUGUCAAAAAAUUUGAAAUACCUCAAGAAUCCGAGCCCGUCUCGGGUGCAGUUUUCCCUCUUGAGAUGGAUGCUUCUGAGAGUAGAGUUAAAACCCCCGACAGCAAAAUGAUGGCGAUCGGUCCGUCCUUUGCUCCUUCCUACAGAGAACGGAUUAAUGCUCUUCGAUCUGCGAGUUCUCCAUCGAGUCCAGCGGAUACUACUACAUUAAACGAAGAAGAAAGAAAAGCGAAGGCAGAAGCGUUGAAAAAUUUGCUCUUAAACCCUACCCCUCAACGUUCUGCCUCGUCGUCGCUCGGACCUCGCCAUAAUUCUGGUCUUUUUAGCCCACAAUCCACCACUGCAAGGCCAAACCACUGCCGUAUAUCACAGCAACCAUCUAGCAUGACAACCCCUGUGUCAUCCGAACAGAACACGGCCAAGGUAAAUGCUGGUGAUAAAAGCAGCAGCAUUCCUUACCAAUACUUGACCUCCGUUUGCAAUGGAGCCCACAAGUUCCCCAACCAAUCCUCUAAUACUCAAAAAGAGAUGUUUCCUGUCAAUCAACACAACCCUACCUUCCAAAUGUCACGAAAUCAUUCUGCCCACACUUACUCGGGGCAUUCGACCUUCCAUGGAAAUUAUGUUUCGCCUACGCCCAACCGGACCGUGCCUUCACUAGUCUCCGGGGGGCAGCCUGCUCAAGGGGUUUCUACGCGGUUAGAUCCGCUGGAAACGAAGAGAAUGGAAGACGACCUCCGACGCAUUUUGAAGCUUAAUGUCAACGACACACAUAAUGUUAAAGGCAUGAGACAGACCAUGGCGUGAGGUAUUGCAUGGACCCAAUCUUCGUUAUAAUCACACAGACAUUCUUCUCCUUGUUUAUUUUCAUUUUGAGUCUUGUGUUAUUUUAUAUCUGACCAUGAUACGAGAGUGCGAAUAUUUAUAUUGUUUCCAUUAUGUACUGGAUUGAGUUCACCGGUUGUUUAUCUCAAUCAGCUUUUGGAAGGGAAUCGAUUGAUUCCUUGGGAUUUACUGGCACCUAUUUGUCUGCCGGUGCUUCCUUUAUGUUGAUGAGUGUUUAUUUCAAUGAACAGAGCAGGCUGUGGGGGAGAGGAACGGAUGGUUUUGUUUUGGCAUCAGGGCAUUUCGACGCUGUUUGUCCCUCUCUUUUACAUGUUUUAAGCAUGGCGUCAGGUCGGGUUCGUUGACGAUAUCCGUUCUAAAAUAGAACUGUGAAAUGGUGGGAGCGGAGUUGUGUAUAUGGACGUGGGAUAUUCUCGGGCACUUGGUGUGAUUUUCUUCCUUUCUUUUUUUCCCCUUUUUCUGGAGUCACAGAUGGGUUUCUCCCUCGAUUACGACUGAUAUGGCUUUGGCAUUACCGUUUGGUUUCACCCUUGGGCUUUUGCCGUCUAAUUUCUAAACCCUUGCACCCGCUGGAUGGGUUAUACUUUGUGAUGGAUGGACUUUUAAACACCUCACACAAUUCUCGACCGUCAUCCCCCUUUUCCAUUUCGUCAUGCCUUUGGCCCCAUCGCAAUCAACUCCCCUGAUAUACGGCUUCUGCCCUUUUUUAUUUUACUUUAUUUUAUUUUAUUUUUACAUACCUCUCCGAUUCGCCCACGACCCGCCAUGUUACCUUAAAGUCGUUCUUUUUGUUCCUCUUGAUAUCAUUUCAUUUAUGCCUAUCGUUUAUUCUUCCCUGCCUCGUCUGUUGGUUCUCACCUAGAUACCCUCUUUUCAGGCCGUGUUUAUAGCCACGACAUUCAUUUUGGGCUUCAGUAUAAAUAUAAAACACGUUCACUACCUUUACUCUAUACUAAGUUUUCCGUAUUUUGUUGCUUUGGUGUUUCAUGUGAUGCUUGGGCGCAAUUUGGCGGACCGGUUCACCCUGCAGGUGUUUCAUGAAGAGCACCAGCCGGCGGAAGAGAGCGAAAU